Molecule: messenger RNA, 5225 nt
Organism: Conger conger (European conger)
Lineage: Eukaryota; Metazoa; Chordata; Actinopteri; Anguilliformes; Congridae
Gene: patz1
Product: POZ/BTB and AT hook containing zinc finger 1
Exons: 7
Coding region: 346-2802 (818 amino acids)
Biological process (GO): negative regulation of transcription by RNA polymerase II; regulation of immune system process; regulation of cytokine production
Molecular function (GO): protein binding
Source: RefSeq, a predicted model, not a curated record
ACAAUCAACAACAAACUGUCCAAGCGUCACUCAAUUCGGGAAGCUAUUGUUUCACUGUUAUGAUAAAAUGGGUGGACUUGACAUUCCAUGGCGUUCUGACUGCAUAUAGGCUCACGGCUUAGGACUUAACUCUAAGCAUGAGAGAUUUUAAUCGUGCUUUACAAUUGAACAAGGGACAGUGUUUCGUCUCUGUUUCUCGACCCACUGCUGUCUAUGUUACCGAACUAAGUUGCCUACUGAAUUGCUAGAACAGCUUUUUUUAUUAUCGUGUUUGACCGGAAACUGUCACCCACUGACAGCACAAACCUGAAAAAAUACAACGUGCCUUUCAAAUGUGAAGUAGCUAUGCACGUCAAAACGAAAGCUGGAUCAACAAGCCAUUUGUCAGCGAAAUUGAAUAUUGAGUAUAUUGACGCAUUUCGCUGUAUUACAAGUUUUAGUGAUAUAAACUCAUCCUUGAUGAAUGAAGACGAGAUGGAAAGGAUAGCGGAACAAUCGUGGAAUUCUUCCUACACCUACCAGGUGAGCAAGCACAGCGCUGAGAUGCUACACAACCUCAACGUCCAGAGAAAAGAUGGAGGCAGGUUCUGCGAUGUGAUCUUACGCGUCGGAGAGGAGAGCUUCCCUGCUCACAAGGCGGUGCUAGCGGCUUGUAGUGAAUACUUCGAAUCGGUGUUCAGUUGUCAGGCGGAAGGCGACGGCGAGGCAAAGGAGCUGGAGAUGCACACCAUCAGCCCCAAAGUUUUUAAAGAUAUUUUGGACUUUGCUUAUACCUCAAAAAUUGUGGUACGACUGGAAUGCUUCCCCGAGCUGAUGACAGCGGCAAAGUUUCUUUUGAUGCGCUCGGUGAUCGAGAUCUGCCAGGAAGUAAUCAAGCAAUCAAACGUACAGAUUCUGGUUCCGCCCUCACGAGGGGACCUCAGUUUAUUCCGCACUACUGGAAGCAACGAAUUGGGUUAUCCCUUGCCUUUGGACAUGUCGAACGGGGCUGGACUUGUAACAAACGGUUCUGUGUUUGGUGCUAAUGGACAGACUCACGAUGUUGAUGGCAGCCAUGCCAGUGGUCCAGUUUUGUCGAGUGGCAGCUCCCAAUCCGUAUUGCCCGUGCUGCAUACUGUUGACAGGCUACCUGUGACACCAACAGAGCUGACCGGGAACCCAUUUCAAGGAGGAGGUACUCCAGGGUCUGGAAACAAGAGAGGUAGAGGGCGACCAAAGAAAGUGCCAGCUAUGGAUCCUUUACUUUUUAACCAUAGCGUUCCCAAGGACCUCGGAAUUUUCCCCUGUGGAAUUUGUGGGAAGAUAUUUACAGAGGCAGUGCGUUUGCGAAAUCAUGAAGCGCAGCACGCUGCAUCGAGUGGUCUGCACAGCGGCGGGGUCAACAAUAGCGGUGACAGCUCGGUUGGUGUGGGAGGCCCAACUCCGGCAACUCAUGCCCAGUCAGGGCUGCUGGAAAAUGGUUUGACUCUGCAUAGUGGCGUGGAUGCUAGUCGCAAGAGAGAGAGGACUAGACGUCAUGUUGGCUGUGACAUUUGCGGGAAGGUAUUUCGCGACGUGUAUCACCUGAACAGACACAAGCUAUCUCAUUCCGGUGAGAAGCCAUAUGCUUGUCCUGUUUGUGGCCUGCGGUUUAAGCGCAAGGACAGAAUGUCGUACCAUGUGCGUUCACACGACGGCUCCGUGGGUAAACCGUACGUCUGUCAAAGCUGCGGGAAGGGCUUCUCCAGACCUGACCACUUGAAUGGACACAUAAAACAGGUCCACACAUCUGAGAGACCCCAUAAGUGCCAGAUCUGCAAUGCAUCCUUCGCCACACGGGACCGCUUGCGCUCUCACUUGGCUUGCCAUGAAGACAAAAUCCCUUGCCAGGUGUGUGGAAAGUUCCUGCGGGCUGCCUACAUGACCGACCACCUCAAGAAACACAGCGAGGGUCCACAUAAUUACUGUGGUAUAUGCAACAAAGGUUUCUCCACUGCCUCCUACCUUAAGGUGCAUGUAAAAACGCACCACGGCUCUCCUCUACUCCCUGCUGCCACCGUGCACUCCUUUCCAGAGCCCCGCGAGCCUCAGGCACACAACGGCGCCCCCUACAACUCGGGACGCCAGUGCGCAGUGGAAGACCUAUGUACCAGUCGCCGACUGCUGGUCACGUUCCCAGAAGCGGAGGGUCGUUUUCGUGGGCUCACUGGGCCCCCAGUGCUGCCCCAGCCUUGUCCUCCCAGCCUGGGACUGCAGCCUGAGCUGCUGCUGGGCAAACCAGGGGGGGGUCCCUAUUUCUGGGAAUGUCGUGCUGCUGGUGCGCCAGGCUUCCCCACCCAAGGGCCCCAUGCAGAUGGGCAAGAAGAUCCGGAAAAGUGCCCUCAUCAGGACUCUGAGAGCUCUGAUGCUUCAUUUGCGGAACUUUCUGAUGGAGGAGAUCUUAAGUCCCAGCACAAGGCUGAAGAGGACAGUAUAGGGGUGUUUGUCUGUAGUGGCAGUGGAGGGCCGUCUGGAGGAGCCAGUAAACUCAAAGUUGACCCUGAAAGGAAGCACCUGUGCACGGACUGUGGCCAGGCUUUUCGCUCCAAGUCCUACCUCAACAAACAUGUGCAGCGGGUGCACAGCAGUGGGGCUCCGAAAGGGCUUAGUGUGGCAGGUACCACCUUGGGAGAGCUUGCCCCCUCUCUGGGUUCCCCAUUCUCCCCCCAACAGAAUAUGUCUUUACUGGAGUCUUUUGGGUUCCAGAUUGUCCAGUCGGCCUUUGCAUCCUCUCUAGCAGACUCUGAAGUUGGCCACAGUAGCAUGAGUAUGGGCAGCAAGUAAGCAAGUACUUGGUGCAUGCCAUCCUGAGGACUCUCACAAGACUCCUGUCUAAUGUCCGUAACUUCUCUCUCACUUGUUUAUACCUCUGCCUGCACCCACUCUAUUAUGUCCUGGUUCCUCAAACUUAUGGCUCAUGGACUGUGUGGCUAUGGAACAUUUUGUACUACUUCCAAGCUGGAGAAAAAAUUUACAUUGAUACAUUUAUAUAUUUUCUUGUUAAUUUAAGUACUGGGUAAAAACAGUUCUUCCCAUCCACAUAAAAUAUACAAUAUACUGACAAAGCUCCAAUUACGGCAAGCAAGAAAACUAUGCCUGUUCAUUUUUAUGAUACACAUCUGCUGUUGACUGCUGUAUGUACUAUUUGAGUGCGAAAGAGAAGCGGAGAUGAGUCUAACCUCUGAAAUAAGCUACAUUUCCAUUAGCUUUGUUUCAUGCAGCUGCAGUGUCACAAUUUUGGUCAUUAGCCCAAUAGGAAACAAGUGUUGUGCACAAAGACUUUGACUUCAUAAAGAGUUUAGGGAAAUGGUUAUGUAGAAAAAUCACACCAGUGUUUUGUGCACAAGUAAAAACCAUUGUUUUUGUCAAUCCAAGGUAAAUUCACUUAUAUUCUAAUGGAAAUGUAGCAAUUGUUGUAAAUGUUAGAAUUCUAUCGCUCCUGAAUUUAAUGUAAACAUUUUAAGGGCAGUGCAAAUUGUGCCACAAAACGAUUAAACGAUAUGUGUCUAUAUUAACUUGGAAAUAAUUAAGCUGGACUUCAGUUUUGAAAAGGAGUACUUUAAAGUGAGGUUCCUCAGAUACAUCCAUCCUAAAAGUGUAUGUCUGUUAUUUAAUGUGUGUCCUCCACAAACAUGGAAAAUGGGGAGGUUUGGAAUUAAAUGGAAUCAAGCGAUUCAAUCUGCUCAGAUUGACAUCUCUAGAAUAUUUCCAUGAGUCCAAUCUCCAAGAAAACCAGUUGGUGAAAUAAUAAUGUACUGCCAAUGCUUCAUUCAGAGCUCCGUUUUUUUCAUAUACUGCAUCUUAAAAAAAAUUUGUUUUUAAAGUGAUUCUGAUUCUCAAAGAUUUAAUUAAAUCAAAGUUGCUUUGGAGAAUGGGUUGAAAACUGAGAAGAUGGCGAACAGUGCAUUUAAACUGUCAUGUUUUUUCUUUCUUCAGAUGUACAUAAACUUUAGUUGGUAAUCAAUUCUGAUUUUACUUGGGGACAAAAUUACAGGCUUUACUAUUAGGAGAUGUGAAAUACAUUUGUGAAUCCCACUUUACCGCUACUCCAAGAAAGUUUAAUCAAGAUUUGUUUUUUGUAAAUGUUUGAAGCAGUGGGAACUGCUUUCUUAAUCUUACUUUGUGUUAUAGGUCCCCUGGGGAUAGUGUGAGAGACAGAUGGUGUAAAGAGUGUGUGUAUGCAUUCGUUUGCGGAAUGAAAUUAAUUUAACCAGAUUUAAGUCGUUUUUAUUUGGCGAAAGAAAUUAUUUACUAUAUUAGGUCUGUACAUUCCUUGUUAAUUUAUGGAAUUAUAAAGUUGUUGUUUUUACACAGAGACACACAAACACACACAGUAUUUUUUGUAUAUCAAUGUUUAUCAUAUACAUUGUACAUACGUAUAUAGAAUUUUUACUCCAUAUCUUCAAAGGUAAGAGUCAGGGAUUUUUUUAUUUUUGAACAGAAGGGGUUUAAUUUCCUCUCUCUGUCUUCCCCUCUCCUGGUUUUCUUUUUGGUUUUGAUGAUGGGGUGUAAAACACUGGAUUUAUAAAAUAUCGCUGAUUUGCAAUUUGGUCAACAAUCAGCAAAGAAACUUCCAAUACUGCAAGUAGGGAUAUCCAUACUCUCUGAAAAUGGUUGCUUUUAGGCUAAUAAUAUGUAUCGGCUGAAAUGUAAUUGUUCCCAGCCAGAUCAUGUGUGUGAAGUUUAGGUUCUCCACAUCAUCCACUGAGGUGUUUCAGGGGAUAUAUAUAUAUAGGGGCCCAUGUACAGCAAUUUCACUUUGGACAUGUGUCUAUUACUUUGCCAUUGGUUUACAGGAAAUUUCAGUGAUUGCAUGAAAUCAAUGUCUGUUGUGAUUCAUUUAGUGGGAUUUCUGUUGCAAAGUGCCUUCCAAAUACUGAUUACACAGCGCAGUGGAUUAAACAGACUGGUGGGAAAGAUAAUCUAAAUUGUAUGACAAAUGUACUCACUAUUUAAAUGGACACUUUUUUGUAUAGAGACAUGCACACAGAACCAAUAUGUACAUUUGGAAAUAUAUAUUACCUUACAGCUAUUUUUUCUCCCCAAGGUUGUUCCUUGAUGACAAGUUAGUCUUUCUUGUUUUUUUGGUAUAUGUUUCAAUACAAGCAUACUUUUUUCUAUAGAUGUUGGGUUUUGUACACUGUUUUUGAGUCUGUAGUCUCUGGCUAUUUGCUGCAGAGAUUAAAUAAAGAUCUGUUCAUCUGAAA